AUGUCAAAUUGCCGUAAAUUCUCCCUGAUGAGAAGACCGGAAGUCAUUGCUCUAAAAUAUCACAGUUUUGAUCCGCUUUAUUACGUCAACAGUCUUGGGAAAAAGCGGGCCUGGGUGAGUGGAAAUACGUCAUCCUUUACAUUAGUGGAAAUUGGUGGAAAUUCUGAUCUGAAGGUACUCAAAACUGUCCAGACCGCGUACCCCCCUACAGCUCUGACGGGGACCAGUUUCGGGGAUCUUUUCUACACAGAUUAUGAAAAUAACAGCGUAAAUCUGUACCAGACGGAAGCAGACCAAGUAAAGGUCGUGUUCUGCGAGAGGGAGUGGUGUCCAUCGGGUAUCUGUUAUACUUCCGGUGGAGACGUUUGGGUGGCGAUUUAUAACGGCCCUACGAAACAAUUCAAAAUCGUGUGCUUCAGUUACUCUAAAGGAACAUUAACGCAGAAACGUACGAUCCCGAGGUCUGGACAAAGCAAUCCGUUCAGGGGAGACGGUGAUCGGACUUCUCUUCAAGUUUGUGUCAAUCGGAACGGCGAUGUUUGCGUGGUGGACAGCAAUGCUAAAGAUCUCCUCGUUUUCAACAAAGCUGGGGAUGUAAAAUCUAAGUACAGCCACCGCAGAACUAUCCACAUCACUUUUGACCGCAGCUGUAUCGCAACAGACAGUCAGUCCCACAUCCUGGUGUCUGACCCUAACGAGGAAGGCGCCUACGGCAAAAUCCACAUUCUGGACCAAAAUGCAAAUCACCGAUUUGCCAUAUUAAAUUGCUACCUUCGGAACCCCUUGGGUAUAAGUGUUAACAGUGAUGACAGACUAUGGGUGGUGGAGGAGGGUUCUAAGACUCUCAAACUCAUUCAGUAUAUGCAGGCUAAAGCACCAACCGUCGUCCAUUAA
This is a messenger RNA of Ostrea edulis (European flat oyster), 894 nucleotides long. RefSeq lists its product as uncharacterized. The coding region runs from base 1 to 894 and encodes 297 amino acids. The record is from RefSeq and is a predicted model, not a curated record. Lineage: Eukaryota; Metazoa; Mollusca; Bivalvia; Ostreida; Ostreidae. The transcript has a single exon. Gene Ontology annotation, molecular function: translation repressor activity; ubiquitin protein ligase activity. Gene Ontology annotation, biological process: protein polyubiquitination; proteasome-mediated ubiquitin-dependent protein catabolic process; negative regulation of translation.